AUGGAAGAAGAUAAUGAAACACCAUCCUCUUCGACUUUAAAGUCAGCAAGUAAGGAAAGAAAAUACGUGCAAAAAUUUAAAACUUCUUGGCUGGAGCAUCCUGAUUUUAAGACUUGGCUGAAGAAAUCUGAUAAAGUCGAUGAUUUUGUAUCGCUGUUGCGAAACUUGUUUCCGGAAUCGAAAUGUUUAGAUGACGUGCAUCUAGGAAAACAAAAAGCAACAAAUAUUUUACGUCAAGUCACAGGAGCGACAUAUAAACAAGAAGUGAUUGAUAUCAUGAAGAAUAGCUAUUUUAAUAUAAUAAUAGAUGAAACAACAGAUCUGUCUGUGAAAAAACAGUUGGCUAUUAUUAUAACAUUUUUUAAUAGUUUGACAAAAAAAGUAGAAUACAGAUUUUUUGAUUUGAUAGAUAUGAUUGAUGGAACGGCAAAAGGUAUCCUCCAAACAAUAAAAGGAAGUUUUUCAAAACAUGAAGUACCUCUUGAUCAUGUCUUCGGACUUACAUCAGAUACGACGAACGUAAUGAUGGGAAAGCACAAUUCAGUUCAGGCUUUACUAAAAACCGAAAUUCCACAUCUGGUCGUUAUAGAGUGCUCAUGCCAUUUAAUACAUCUCGCCACAUCAUAUGCCUCCCGUAAACUACCUAAAAAUUUAGAAGAUUUGUGCCGUAAUAUACCUGCAUAUUUUCAUAUGAGCCCUAAGCGAACAGAAGCACUCAAACAGUUUCAGGAUUUUCUAAAAAUUGACCAACAUAAAUUACUUUCUGCAGCAAAUACAAGAUGGUUGUCACUUCAAGCUUGUGUCGACAGGAUAUUAGAGCAGUAUGAUGCAUUGAAAUUAUUUUUUACGGGGGCAGUUUUUGAGGAUCCCUCUAAUACAAAUGAUUCCAUCUUGAACAGUCUUAACAACCCAUUUAAUAAAGCUUUAUUACACUUCAUGAGUUACGUCUUCUCUAUAACUAACGAUUUUAAUACAUUUUUUCAAACAAAAUCACCACAAUUAUUUAUACUGCCAGUGAUGGUUCGGAAAAUGUUGAACACUUUUUUGUGCAACUUUGUCAAAAAGGAGCACCUGAAUCUGAGCUCGGAUCUAAAGAGCCUUAAGCAAAUUGACGUCACUAAAACAGAAAUUCACCUCAAUAAUGAUCAUAUAUACGUUGGUAUGGAAGCACAUGCGAUACUUGAAGGUUUAAAGACAAAAGCCCCAAUAGAAGAAGUGAACAAAUUUUAUGCUAGUUGUCGUGAAUUUUAUGUGGAAAUAGUAUUGCAAAUCCAAAAGCGGUUCGACUUGAAUGAGAAACUUUUCGACAUAUUGAAGUAUGUGGAUCCAAAAAUAGCAAGAAAUCUGGAGAAACAAUCAGUGAAAGAUGUUUUUGAUAAAUUUAACUUUUUAACGACAAAAUGCAACAUGCAAAAAGCAGAUAACGAAUGGAGAAAUCAAGCUCUUAUAGACUUAAAGCAUUUUGGAGUUGAAAGCGAAGAAGAAUUAAAAAACAUGCCAGCUGACAUUUAUUGGAAUAAGGUUCUAAGCAUGAAAGAUUAUCAUGGUAAUUUCAUUUACGAAAAUCUUGAAGUAGUUAUUUCAGUUUUACUAGCAGUUCCAUCUUCAAAUACUGAGACUUUGAUGGAUCCUUGGGGCAGUGAAGUUAAAAGUGGGUCUGUCGUAUCGGAGUUUGAGGAUAAUUUUACUUCUGCUGAUAUUGACGGAUUCCAAAAGCUGUCAGACUCGGCUGAAUACCUCGCUAUUCUCGAGAGGAAACUUAAAGCCGUCAGGUCUAAGAACAAAGUUCUAGAAAACUUGGCCGCCUAUAGAGCUGAUUGCAUUGACCGUUUGAUGCGGGAUGGUUGUGACUUAGACCCUGUGAUUGGUGACACUGAAUCUGACAAGCUUCUACAGGAUUAA
Molecule: messenger RNA, 1902 nt
Organism: Parnassius apollo (apollo)
Lineage: Eukaryota; Metazoa; Arthropoda; Insecta; Lepidoptera; Papilionidae
Source: the annotation of a GenBank genome assembly